Molecule: messenger RNA, 3937 nt
Organism: Nicrophorus vespilloides
Lineage: Eukaryota; Metazoa; Arthropoda; Insecta; Coleoptera; Silphidae
Gene: Cph
Product: B-cell lymphoma/leukemia 11A
Exons: 3
Coding region: 1044-3611 (855 amino acids)
Biological process (GO): regulation of transcription by RNA polymerase II
Cellular component (GO): nucleus
Molecular function (GO): DNA-binding transcription factor activity; RNA polymerase II cis-regulatory region sequence-specific DNA binding
Source: RefSeq, a predicted model, not a curated record
AAAAAAAAGGCGAGUUUCAUUCAUGGUUUGUGGAGUGGUAGUGUAGUAAUCAUUGAUGAUGAUUGUUGUUGUUUUUGAUGGUGCGAUAGUUUUUGGUGGAUGCACAAGUUGCCAAAAGAUGAUGAUGAAGAAAAAGGGUUUCGUAUUGUAGGUGUUGCGGGGGUGGGGGGUGUUUGGUUUUCAGGUUUUGCCCGUGUUUUGUCCUUCUCGUAGGUUCGGUCAUCCUCCAUCCCCCCCACUCCCGGUUAAUGCGCAGCGGCAAGCAGCCCUUCCUAUACGGGGUGAGUGUAUCCGGCCGAUGGCUAGUGAGUGUCCUCCACGAAGAAGACCGAGCGCUUCCGACGCGACUCCCCGAUACACCGGAUCGUCUCCUUGUCCAUGUACACACACGCGUUCAGGACACUGGCUACUCAGCAUCUCUCGCUGGUCCAGCGCAUACAUACACACACUACUGCAUACAUACUCUCACGAGAGUAGUUUGCAGCAUCGGUAGCAGCAGGAGUAGACUCCUUCGCUUCCUUCCUCAUUCAAUCUCUUCAGUGGUGGUGAUAAAACACGUGAGGAAGUCGUAGUCUUCCGGAACUUCGUCAACGAAACCACCGACCCCAGUGCAACAACAUCAUCCCAAUAAGAAACUCUAUAGUUUCUGCAGGAUUUGAAAACAGUGCCGCGAACACAAGUAUAAUCCUCCUGGCGAGGAACAAGUGCUCGAACAAAAACAAACAACUACAGUUCUAUCGUGCAAUUGCAACAAUACAAAAAAUAAAUAAAGAUCGUUCGUUGAUAUCUAAAACUCGAGUGUUAUUAUUAUUGUUUGGUUGUCAUCCAGUAAGCAGGAAGAUGAUUUAAAACAUAAACUUUUUCUUUCUGUUUGUUUUUUGGGAUACUUCAAAGUCAAAAAAUACAAUGGAUUUAAGCUGAUCUAAAGCGAAGUGUUUGUUUCGUAACUUAGUUAUGCUGUGCUCCCAUCGGUGCAUCAUCGUGUAGAGUUAAGAAGACAGCGAAAACCUCCCGCAAACAAAAAACAACAAAAAUCCGCCAAGAUGAGAAUUAAAAUGCCCGCCGUGCGGAUCGCCCAAGAUACGGACGAGCCAGAUACGGAAACGUCGCACCAGGACAUACUGACAUGCGGCACAUGCCAAAAACCGUUCGCCCUCUCGGACAUCGUUCGCUUCAUCCAACAUAAAAUCACGUCCUGCAGCAAGGAGAACCUAGGCAACUGCUUCGGCAGUCACGGUGAUAAUCACAACGAUAACGACGGUGGCUUUCCUUUAUCCACGAUAAACACGAGACGGCCGAGCAUCUCGGCACCGAUCUCCGGAAAGAAGGCUUCCGGAAGCGGCACGACGAGGGUGCACACACCGCCCCCAGCGUCGCCAAGGUUACCAGCACCAGGAGACCUCUGCGUCGACGGCGCCGCUUCUUCCACGCCGAAAAGACGAGCCUCCUCAUCCCCUCUGACAUCCUCCGGGAGUUUAGAGGAUGGCGAGGACAUCAAGCCCAGAAUCAAACAGGAGCGCAUGGAUAUGUCCUCCUCCUGCCCCGAAGAGAGUUCCUGCAAGAAGUCGCGCACGGAAGUCGCCGACGCAGAAUCCAACACAACGCACAGCGAACCCAGCAACUACGUGUGCUCCACGUGCAAGGCGAGACUGCAUUCCGCUUGGAGACUAGUACAACACGUCCAGCAUUCGCAUGGCGUCAAAAUAUACGUUGAGAGUUCACCUUCGUCGAUCUCGAAGACGAGCAGCACGAGCACAAACAGCAGCAACGGAAACAGCAACAACAACCACAGUUCGAGCAGCUCAAGUUCGACGUCAUCAGGAUGCUCGUCGGGUAGCAGCGCGCCGCCACCUCAGAUGAGGCAUCACUUGCUGCCGCCACCAGAUAUGCACAACCCGUUCAGCGUCGGUGGUCUACUUCGUUUGCCGUUGCCGCCGCUCAACCAUGGACCCGUUCCUCCGGCGCCGCUCUUCUCCAGGCCCGAACAUCACUUCAGGAUGGAGCAGCUCGUCAGCGAACAGUUCCGACACCACGGAUUGAAUCUGGCUGCAGCAGCAGCAGCCGUUGCCGCCAGUGGAGGCGUUGUUCCUCAUCCGCCGCAUCCAAAUUUUCCGUCGCCGGCGGAUCGUCAGCCGGUGGGGCCAACGAUGAUCCGCGAACGGUCAACGCCAAACCAACAACAGCAGCAGCAACAACUCUCAAUGGAACCGCAACUGGAUUUUUACUCGCAGCGGUUGAGGCAACUCGCUGGUACCACCAGCCCGGGGGCGGCUCAGGCGAGCUCCCCGUCACCCCGGAAGCUCUCACCGCCAUUCGCAAGUCCCUCGCCUUCCUCCCUCCCUAUAAAUACCAGUCACAACACAAGUAGCUUAAGCAGUAACAACAAUAACAACAAUAGCAACGUGAACAACAACAACAACAGCAGUGGGGAGAGCAGGCCGCAGAGCGUGUCGCCACAAACUAAAAUUGAAGAUGCCCCACAACCGCUGACCACGACGCCCAGAUCCACGGCAACACCGGAUGGAAAACCGCUGUCGCCUAGGAAUUCGAGCGUCGACGCUGUUCACGCGUGCGAUUACUGCGGAAAGAAGUUCAGGUAUCAGAGUAAUUUGGAUGUGCACCGGAGGACGCACACCGGAGAGCUCCCGUACAAGUGCACCGUAUGCGAUCACGCCUGUGCGCAAAGUUCAAAGUUGAAGCGACACAUGAAGAUCCAUCGGACGCCGGAAGACCGUACCAGCAAUGCCGGAUCUGUGGAAACCAUCGACGGAGAGGACAGCGACGAGGAGGAGGAUUUGGAUGAGGAGGAGGACGAGGAUGAGGAGAUGGAGGCUGAGGAGGAGGAAGCCGAAGACCUGAGUGUUCCUAGUCAAAAUGCGACCGUGAAGGGUUCGCAAUCGGCGAGUCUUGUUGGCGAGCUGAUGGACAAGUUCGGGUUGAGCAACAUCGCACAAUACAACGAAGCCUACAAGCAGGCCCUCCAGGAGUCCGGAUCUGCGCUGAAGCUGCAGAUGUCGAGCAAGGAUCGUGACAACAACAACAGUACUCUCGCAGCUCAGCUUAAGCUGCGCGAAGAGUUCAAGAGUCUCCUACCCGGCCCUGCGCCUCAUCCGAUGCCGCUCUUCCCGCCCUUCAACGAUGCCUACGAAACGACGAAGAGACUUAAGCUGGACGAAUGGUGGAUGCCCGGUUUAUCGCGCGAUGGAAAAGGUCUCGCAGGACCGAGCCUCAUUCCCGGACCCCUGCUGAAGAAGGAGUCCAGACGUAACGAUACCUGCGAAUUCUGUGGCAAAGUCUUCAAGAACUGUUCGAACCUGACCGUUCAUCGGCGAUCCCACACAGGGGAGAAACCGUACAAGUGCGAGCUGUGCUCGUAUGCUUGCGCCCAGAGCUCGAAACUGACGAGACACAUGAAGACGCACGGUCGCAUCGGCAAGGAUGUUUACCGCUGCAGGUUCUGUGAGAUGCCCUUCUCGGUGCCGUCCACCCUCGAGAAGCACAUGAGGAAGUGCGUCGUAAAUCAGGGCAAAGGACAUCUUCUAGCCACGAUGCCGAUGCUCUCAGGAGAUGAGGACAGCUCGACGAGCAUCACAUCCAAGGAGGCCACAUGACUCUUUCCGUGGGGCGGAGUGCGUCUACCCCCGCCCCCGUCCAGCCUCACCUACUAGUCGCGAAAUCCCUCAAAACCCCAACAACAACUGAAAGACAUUAACUGUUGAAAUUCCCCAACAAAACAUCAACCGCUCCUAGAAGGACAAAGAAUGUGUUGAAGUUUUAUUUACGCAACAAAAAAAACCGGUUGAUUCCACAUUAAAUAACGGACCCAGUUCCCGGGUUGGCCUAAAGUCGCGCGCUCAGAAUCACUUAGGGAUACACAAAAAAAAACGCCAAAAAUUCGUUUCUGUUCUAUUAUUAUUAUUACACGCAAUAGUAUUUA